Molecule: messenger RNA, 897 nt
Organism: Colletotrichum tamarilloi
Lineage: Eukaryota; Fungi; Ascomycota; Sordariomycetes; Glomerellales; Glomerellaceae
Product: archaeal flagellin N-terminal-like domain-containing protein
Exons: 5
Coding region: 1-897 (298 amino acids)
Source: RefSeq, a predicted model, not a curated record
AUGGCAGGGGUAGCAAAGGAGGCCGUUGUGCCUAUCGAGGCCGUUCUCCUGGGAAUGGCCAUUGUCCUUGUCUUCGCACGCUUAUGGCUUCGUCUGGUGCGACAGCAUCAGAAGCUGACUAUAAGCGAUUGGAUUCUCAUAAUUUCAUUGCUUGAUGCUUCCGCGCUGUUCGCGACCGAUACUAUGGCGUACAACCUCGGCGGAAUGGACGAAUACGAUACCGACGCCCCCGAGGCUCCCAUUGACAAGCAGAUCGUGUUGAUGAAAGUCACAUUUGCCGGAAACUACUUUUACGACACUGGAAUAUACUUCCCAAAAAUUGCGUUGCUCGCCUUCUACUUCAGACUGAUUCCGCCAACAAUGCCGAUUCUUCGGAAGGCGCUCUACGGCGUGAGCGCCCUGACGAUUUCUUUCGCAGUGACGACUUUCUUUCUGGAUACAUUCUGGUGUGGUCCUGACGUCUCUAUCAACUGGGAUAUAGAGGGAAACUGCAGUACUUAUGACUCGAAAGAUGUUUUCCGUAUCGAUUGGGCCAUGAACUUUGUGACAGAUGUGUUAAUUUUCACCAUUCCAUUCCCGCUACUCUUCGGUCUACAACUCAGCGGCAGAUACAUCAUUGGACUCGCCACCACAUUUUCGACGGGCAUCAUUACGAUAGGGGCCAGCAUUGGAAGAUUCGCUACUGUGGAAGCCAUCAACGCAUGGACGAACGUCUAUGUGCUCUCAAUGACCGAAAUCGCCGCUGCAAUCAUUGUCGUGUCUCUCCCUGCCUUGAAUCGCAGUCACAUCAAGCUGUCCUCGGGAAGGGAGCCGUAUGUGGCAACAGCGAGAGCAGUUUCUGAGGAGGACUCAGUGAGCGAGGUGGAGCUGAACAAUCUCGAUCCCGAUCGAAUGUGA